AGUUCUGUCGUCAGUCCGGUUAAGACGGCCGGACCCUCAGACCCUACGAUCCACCCUCCCCAUUCCACUAACAACCUCUUCGGACUGCUUUCGAUUGCGAGAAAGACCGUCUCUUCCGAUGGCCUACGCGUAACAAAAAUCACGAUACCCAUUUACUUACUUCUUCUAACUCGUUUUUUGCGAUUGCAAUCUUCAUUCACUCUCUUCUUUUCCUUGUUUUUCUUUUCCUCUGUGUUUCUUCGACUUUCUAGACGCGAAACCUUUACUUUCUGAAACUGUGGCUUUCUAAUCCACCACUAUCGGCUGCCUCAAUUCAAUCCGCCCACUGUGAUACCAUCUAUCCUCGCACACGCACACGAGCCCAACUUAACACUCCUCUACUCCUGCCUGCGCAACGAAUCCAAUCCACCUAAAUACCCCCCUCGAGAUCGAAAAAUGGCAUACCUUCUCUACUCCCUAACCUUCCUCGUGCUCGUCACCGGCACGAUCCUCUACCUAACCCGGAAUUACUGGGUAGCGUUUCUCCCCGGACGCUCGCACCUGUACUUGCGGCUCCCCGGCUCGUUCGCAGGCGAUAUCGAAGCGGGCCUGUCGAGCAGUACCUUCGAUCUAGGCGCGAACGUAGAAGGGGGCGAUGCCCGCGCGGGUCUUGACGACGAGGCGAAAGCCCAAAUUCUUGCGAUUAUGAAGAAGAGGCGCAUGCGCUUCGAUGAGGCGCGCAGGGUUUACAUGGAGCAGCGAUUCAGCGCAAAUGGCAUCGCGGCGGAUGGGAGGCCGAAGGACCCCAAAUUCGUCAGUUUCUCAUGAGUGCGUGCGACUGUAAACCCUGCUAGUCUGCGAUGACCGUGUCCGCCCUAUAGGUGUAAGGACCUGGGUGUGUGUAUAUUUAUAGGUUUGUGAGAGUACGGGUGGGAGUCUUAGGCUGGUCGGUUGCCAGCGUAGACAUUGGAGAUGGACGGAUGGUGGGUGGGAUGGGGCUACGGACUGACCUAUAUUCAUCGCGAUGAGCGUUCGCGCGUUUUCCUUCAUUUUGUGACGGCGUUAGUGGGGGUAUAUUACUUUUAACGCAGUAGGAGAAGCAUCCUUGGCUCAGUAUCCAGCACGACUAAAUUGUGCCAUUCGCAUCGUAUGCUCAGGUGUAUUUUAGGACGGGGAAGGGAGUUUCGUAUUGAAACUUUUAUAUCAUUUUACUAUGUAGUCGUCGAGUACGACUACGGAGAACGGUAAUGGGUCGUUCGAAAUCUACAGCUCAUCACAAUUCCCUUAUCCCGAUAUAAUAUCGAAGUCUAUCAAAGUCUACACAAGUUAUCUAAUGCCUAGGUACCUAAUAUACGUGUAUGCGCGUCUCA
Daldinia loculata is the source of this 1349-nucleotide messenger RNA. Its product is annotated as protein precursor. The transcript has a single exon. The record is from RefSeq and is a predicted model, not a curated record. Bases 436 to 807 code for a protein of 123 amino acids. NCBI's taxonomy places the organism in Eukaryota, Fungi, Ascomycota, Sordariomycetes, Xylariales, Hypoxylaceae.